Messenger RNA from Aspergillus ochraceoroseus IBT 24754, 687 nucleotides. RefSeq lists its product as uncharacterized. Bases 1 to 687 code for a protein of 228 amino acids. The transcript has 3 exons. The record is from RefSeq and is a predicted model, not a curated record. NCBI's taxonomy places the organism in Eukaryota, Fungi, Ascomycota, Eurotiomycetes, Eurotiales, Aspergillaceae.
AUGAUCAGCCAACAAACAGGACAGAUACAAGAUGUGGGAGAAAGAUCACCUGGUUUUGAUCGUCGCACACGAUCUUGUACUUCAAUCCUGAAAGAAAAGGGCACUCGGAGGAAGCUUGAUAGAUUGAUUGUGUGUGCAAUCUUUCUUAUCAUCGUCCUCUCCGUCUAUCUUGCGUUCGUGUUAUCAGCAACCCUUUGGGGACCUGAAGUCCAUGUUUUGUUGUUAUUUAUGAUUCUUAUCCUUGUCAUCGUGUUUUGUCAUUCCUUGAUCCGCUUUAUCAUGGCGGUCCUUCGACCCACUGGCUCCACGACACGCAUACCAAGUAUGGUAGGGCCCGCUGGUUAUGCUCAACCAGAUCGGCCGAUUCAUGUCACAUUUGUGGGUGACGAGGAGAUAUUCGCCGAAAGCCAUGUUCCUUCUCGGGAGAAGGUCACUGUUCCACCACCAGCUUAUGGUCUUUGGAGGAGUAGCGUGAGAAUCAACCCGGACUUGCUGUACUGGCAGCGGGUAGAGGGUCAUCCACCUCUCCCGGAAAGUUUUAACAGGGCUGGAAACUCGUAUGGGAAGCCUCGAAUACCUCGACCGCCGAGCUACACCUCUGAUGACGGUAUCGAUUAUGUGGUUGAAGUGCAACCGCGAUCACUCACUCAAUUCCGCUCUCCCGAAGAGCAAAACCAGCGACGGUGA